AUCUGUUUACAUUGAAGUGUAGUGUUGUUGAAAGGAACAGAUGUGAUGUUUGGUUUAGUUAUUCCGUCGACAUGUCAUGAUAUAAGACGAUUCAGACGCUCGUUGACAAGAACAAUGCUUAAUUGUGCCUACGCUAUCCUGAACCGCACUUCUUUCGCGUAUUGCAACGAUUCUGUGCAGAACCAGCAUCUAGAAUUGUGUGCAUUUUGUAACAUACAAAGAUCGCGAUUUUUGAACGAUAUGCUGGUAAAACUCGUCUAUAGGGCGACAUUGCUAGCACGACAAUGAAAGCACUCGGAUGCUCUUGUGUUAUAGCUCAGAAUCCAAUUGUUGACAGCAAGCCAUUUGAAACGUUAAGCAACGAGAAAUUAUGCUUCGAGACCAGAUUGUUGCAAAUUUAUUCAACUUGGAUUUCUUUUGUGCGUGUAACUCGUUGGCUGAGAGCUGCAGCACUUGGCGCAUGACAGCCAGCUUUGAAGACUACGGUCGCAAGGCCUCUGCUCAGUGUCUAGCUCUGCCAUGUUUGAAUUGAUAAUGGAUUGUCAUCGACCUGAUAAGGCUCAACUUAGCUGCUU
Molecule: messenger RNA, 575 nt
Organism: Plasmopara halstedii
Lineage: Eukaryota; Oomycota; Peronosporomycetes; Peronosporales; Peronosporaceae
Exons: 1
Coding region: 46-288 (80 amino acids)
Source: RefSeq, a predicted model, not a curated record